Molecule: messenger RNA, 3689 nt
Organism: Oryctolagus cuniculus (rabbit)
Lineage: Eukaryota; Metazoa; Chordata; Mammalia; Lagomorpha; Leporidae
Gene: SART3
Product: spliceosome associated factor 3, U4/U6 recycling protein
Biological process (GO): mRNA splicing, via spliceosome
Cellular component (GO): nucleoplasm; nucleus; ASAP complex
Molecular function (GO): protein binding; RNA binding
Source: RefSeq, a predicted model, not a curated record
UGGCGGCCGAGGGAAGACCCGGGAGUCCCUGAAGCGCAAGAUGGCGACGGCGGCUGCAUCCUCGGCUUCGGAACCCGAGGCCGAGCCCCAGGCCGGGCCCCAGGCCGAGGGAGAGGAGGAUGAGGUCAAGGCGGCCAGGACGAGGAGGAAGGUGUUGUCGCGGGCUGUGGCCGCUGCGACGUCCAAGACCAUGGGGCCAGGGUGGGACCAGCCGCAAGAGGAAGGCAUGAGCGAGAGCGAUGGGGAUGAGGAGUACGCCAUGGCCUCCUCGGCGGAGAGCUCCCCCGGGGAGUACGAAUGGGAGUACGACGAAGAGGACGAGAAGAACCAGCUGGAGAUCGAGCGGCUGGAGGAGCAGCUCUCCAUCAACGUCUAUGACUAUAACUGCCACGUGGAUCUGAUCAGGCUGCUGCGGCUGGAGGGGGAGCUGAGCAGAGUGCGGGCGGCUCGCCAGAAGAUGAGCGAGAUCUUCCCCCUGACUGAAGAGCUCUGGCUGGAGUGGCUGCACGACGAGAUCAGCAUGGCCCUGGAUGGCCUGGACCGCGAGCACGUGUACGACCUCUUCGAGAAAGCCGUGAAGGAUUACAUUUGUCCUAACAUUUGGCUGGAGUACGGCCAGUACUCAGUUGGUGGCAUCGGUCAGAAAGGUGGCCUUGAGAAAGUCCGCUCUGUGUUUGAAAGGGCGCUCUCGUCGGUCGGUUUACACGUGACCAAAGGCCUCGCGGUGUGGGAAGCCUACCGAGAGUUUGAGAGUGCGAUCAUGGAAGCUGCUCGGCCCAUAGCUGGCUUCCUUUCCCCUUCUGACCGGGAACAAACCUUUGAUUCACAGCUUGACAAAGUCCACAGUCUUUUCCGGCGACAACUGGCGAUCCCUCUCUACGAUAUGGAGGCCACGUUUGCAGAGUACGAGGAAUGGUCGGAAGACCCAAUACCAGAGUCGGUGAUUCAGAGCUAUCACAAAGCACUGCAGCAGCUGGAGAAAUACAAACCCUACGAGGAAGCGCUGCUGCAAGCAGAGGCGCCGAGACUGGCCGAGUAUCAAGCAUAUAUUGAUUUCGAGAUGAAAAUUGGUGACCCUGCUCGCAUUCAGCUGAUCUUCGAGCGUGCCCUGGUUGAGAACUGCCUCGUCCCAGACUUAUGGAUCCGUUACAGUCAGUACCUAGACCGGCAGCUGAAAGUGAAGGAUUUGGUUCUGUCCGUACACAGCCGUGCCGUCAGAAACUGCCCCUGGACAGUUGCCCUCUGGAGUCGGUACCUGUUGGCCAUGGAGAGACAUGGCGUGGAUCAUCAAGUGAUUUCUGUGACCUUCGAGAAAGCUUUGAAUGCGGGCUUCAUCCAGGCCACUGAUUAUGUGGAGAUUUGGCAGGCGUACCUGGAUUACCUGAGAAGGAGGGUAGAUUUCAAGCAAGACUCCAGUCAGGAGCUGGAGGAGCUGCGGUCCACGUUCACGCGCGCGCUGGAGCACCUGCAGCAGGAGGUGGAGGAGCGUUUCAGUGAGAGUGGAGAUCCGAGCUGCGUGAUCAUGCAGAACUGGGCUAGGAUUGAGGCUCGACUGUGCAAUAACAUGCAGAAGGCCCGGGAGCUCUGGGACAGCAUCAUGACCAGAGGGAACGCCAAGUACGCCAACAUGUGGCUGGAGUACUACAGCCUGGAGAGGGCGCAUGGUGACACUCAGCACUGCCGGAAGGCUCUGCACCGGGCCGUUCAGUGCACCAGCGACUACCCCGAGCACGUGUGUGAUGUGCUGCUCACCAUGGAGAGGACAGAAGGUACUCUGGAAGAUUGGGAUGUAGCCGUCCAGAAAACCGAGACCCGACUGGCCCGCGUGAAUGAGCAGAGGCUGAAGGCUGCAGAGAAGGAAGCAGCCCUCGCCCAGCAGGAGGAAGAAAAGGCGGAACAGCGCAAGAGGGCCCGGGCUGAGAAGAAGGCGCUGAAGAAGAAGAAGAAGACCAGGAGCACAGACACACGCCCCGCCGAGGAGGAUGGCGACAAAGAGUGGGGUGACGAGGAAGAAGAGCAGCCCGCCAAGCGCAGAAGGGUUGAGAACAGUGUCCCCGCUGCCGGAGCAGUGCACGACGGGGCCCAGGAAUCGGGGGUCACCGGGAAACCCAUAGACGUCGACCGCCCUUCCAAGCAGAAGGAGAAGGCGGCCUCCCUGAAGAGGGACGUGCCCAAGGUGCCCCACGACAGCAGUAAGGACAGCGUCACCGUCUUCGUCAGCAAUCUGCCCUACAGCAUGGAGGAGCCGGACGAGAAGCUCAGGCCACUCUUUGAGGCCUGUGGGGAGGUGGUCGAGAUCCGCCCCAUUUUCAGCAACCGCGGGGACUUCCGAGGCUACUGCUACGUGGAGUUUAAAGAGGAGAAGUCGGCCCUUCAGGCGCUGGAGUUAGACCGCAAGAGCGUAGAGGGGCGGCCAAUGUUUGUUUCCCCCUGCGUGGAUAAGAGCAAAAACCCCAAUUUUAAGGUGUUCAGGUACAGCACCGCUCUGGAGAAACACAAGCUGUUCAUCUCGGGCCUGCCUUUCUCCUGCACGAAAGAGGAGCUGGAGGACAUCUGCAAGGCUCACGGCACCGUGAAGGACCUCCGGCUGGUCACCAACCGGGCCGGCAAGCCCAAGGGCCUGGCCUACGUGGAGUACGAAAACGAAUCCCAGGCGUCGCAGGCUGUGAUGAAGAUGGACGGCAUGACCAUCAGAGAGAACGUCAUCAAAGUGGCGAUCAGCAACCCCCCUCAGAGGAAGGCUCCAGAGAAGCCGGAGGCCAGGAAAGCGCCGGGUGGCCCCCUGGUGCCGCGGCAGAUAUACGGAGCGCGGGGGAAGGGCAGGACCCAGCUCUCUCUGCUGCCUCGUGCCCUGCAGCGCCCUGGUGCCGGGACUCCUCAGGCUGAGAACGGCCCUGCCCCACGUCCUGCCAACGCCGCCCCUGAGGCCACAGAGGCGCCCAAGAUGUCCAAUGCCGAUUUCGCCAAGCUGCUUCUGAGAAAGUGAGCGGACUCUGCGGGAGACGGGAAAGGCCUUCUCGCCGGCCAGUACUCCGGGGACAGAAGGGACUGGCCCAGUGCCCACCCACGGCCACGGGCUUUCCUCUGGGUCAGACAGAAGGGGAGUGUUCCCCGUGAAGCGGCGUCAGUGCUCCCUCACAUUGAGGGCGACGGCAGGAACGUGAGCUCAGGGCGUGGCAUCCUGAGGCACAUGGGUGUCUUCCCGAGUGAGGAGCAGCUGGGUCUGGGGCAGCGUGGAGACCCGCUCGUCCCGACGCUCCCAGCCGGCCCCAGCCCUUUUUCUAAGUCACUUCUCUCACACCUGCACGGUAUACGUGCCCAUCACUCUUUUAAUUUUUAAAAGAUGGACUGGCAAAUGCUAGUAACUCACCAGAACGGCCUAUUUUAGGAAGGGGUGGGAGCAGGGGAGGCCACGUAGGAGAAGUCCAAUGGGUUUUUGUUCGGGGGCUGUGUGUUUUUCUAUUGUGUUUGUAAAUGACACCUCAGCCUGUGGUUUCGUUUCCUAAAAGCAGUAUCCAGAUGUUUGUUUUAUACCUGUACCGGAGGCCGUGUGCCACCUGCCGCGGGCCACUUCCUCUGCCUGCCGACUGGCUUUUCUUGUCUGAACCCUGAGUUUCAGCUCUUUGGUUUUGUUGAAACACCAUGUCCUCCCCGUUUAGCUUUGUUUAUUAAACAGAAGUUCUCUUAAA